AUGGAUCCUAUUCUCCAAGGACUCAAUGAACCACAACAAGAUGCAGUUACCUCGCCAUCUAAUGUCUUACAAAUCCUGGCUCCGCCGGGAAGCGGCAAAACAAAGACACUCACAUCACGGGUGGCUUACCUCCUUCAACACCACCGAUACAAACCAUGGGACAUCAUUUGUCUCACAUUCACUGUGAAGAGUUCGCGAGAAAUGAAGGAGAGAAUCGCCAAACUUCUUGGUAGUGACACCGCGAAGCGAUUAGUCCUGGGUACAUUCCACUCGGUAUGCCGCCGAUAUCUUGUCACCUACGGCCAUCUCAUUGGCCUUCACAAGGGAUUCGGCAUUGCCGAUAGCUCGGACAGCACAGCCAUCAUCAAGAGGAUCAUCAAACGCUUAGGGCUCAAGAUUGAUGCUAAGAAGGCCCAGUCACGAAUCUCGAGCUGCAAAUCCAAGGGUCUACAUGGACCAGACCAGCAAGUUGGAAAGCAGAAAGGGGAACUGGCCCAACAGCUGCCACAGAAGAAGAAUGUGGAACAGCAGGAGUUUUCAAUUGUAUUCGAGGAAUAUCAGAGUCAACUGGCCAAAUCCAAUCUACUUGAUUACGAUGAUCUCUUGUUGAGCUGCGUUGACCUCCUCCGCCAAAAUCCUACAUGCGUUUCGAAUGUAGAGGUGGUGUUGAUCGACGAAUUUCAAGAUACAAAUGUGGUUCAAUUCGACUUGAUGAGGCUGUUUGCUGCAAAGAACAAGAGGGUCACUACAGUCGGUGAUCCAGAUCAGAGCAUAUAUGGAUGGAGGUCUGCAGAGAUCAAGAACCUGGAAAGAAUGCAACAGCAAUACCCUGGUAUGAUUACCAUCCACCUCAAAGACAACUAUAGAUCUUCAGGCGCGGUACUUUUGGCAGCGGACGAAGUAAUACAGCAAGACACGUCGCGACCUGCCAAAUCUCUACUGCCCACGCACUGCCCCGGCACUAUGCCCGUGCUGCGAAGACUACCAACCGCUGAGAUUGAGGCUUUGUGGAUCGUCUUCGAAUUACAAAGGAUGGCUGGACUGACUGGUCGUCUUCUCGCAUACUCGGACUUCGCUAUACUUCUUCGCACUGCUUCACUAUCACGCCAGGUCGAAUCAGCCAUGGGCAGAGCUGGAAUACCCUAUCGUAUGGUAGGAGGCAAGAAGUUCUUCGAUCGUCUAGAAGUCAAGAUUCUCCUCGACUACUUAAGGGUGGUCAGUCAGCCGAACAACAACGAUGCCAUUUCUCGCAUCAUCAACACACCUGCACGUGGCUUAGGUGCAACGACCGUGAAAGCGCUGCUAGAAGAGGCGGAGACCCGAAAAUUGGCCCUUUGGACACUGCUUCGAAAUUCUACACAAAACACUACCAGGACAAACUUGUCUAAAGCAGCGAAGCAAGGACUGGGCUCCUUUGUCAACCUCAUCCUGACCUCCAGAAACAAGAUCUUGGAUACGAGUAAUCCUGACUCGCCUAAGACCAUUUUGGGGUACAUAAUCGAGAAGCUCGACUUCCAAAAUUACCUGCAAAAGAGCCAUCCGGAUGAUUCUGAAGCUCGUUGGGCGAAUGUCGAAGAGCUUACUGCGCAAGCAUCCGAAUUUACGGUCUGCGAUGCAAACGAGUGGAAAGAAGACGAUGACCUCCCCAACAUUGAAGGCUUGGAACAACAGCGAGGUAAUGCAGCAGAAGAAGCAUUGGCCAAGUUUCUAGCCAACGUUGCGCUCGCAUCGGAGCUUCAGAAAGAGGAGGAAGACACGGAAGGGAAAGGAGCACUGCAGUCACAGGUCACCAUCUCCACUAUACACGCUGCGAAAGGCCUAGAGUGGCCCGUGGUCUUCGUGCCAUCCGCGUACGAGGGUUGCAUACCGCAUUCAAGAGCAGAAGAUACGGACGAGGAACGGAGGCUAUUGUACGUUGCAAUGACCCGAGCCCAAGCUUUGCUCUACAUCAGCUGUCCAAUGAAGAACUCUCAAAGGGAAGAAACGGCCAUGUCACCGUUCCUUUCAACCAAGCCGGUGACCAAUCUCCUGGUUAGCCAGGGCCCAACAAUAAACAGCAGCACUGUCAAUGACAUUGCGCGAAUACUAAGAAGGGACAGUCCAACUCAAGCCCAAAUCUCUGAGGCUUGUGAGACACUAAAAAGCGUGCACGAUAAUCUAUGGCCUCUCACUGGGGAAGAAGAGGUCAAGGCGACCGGCGCUAGACGGAGCAAAUGGGACUCCAACGAAUCCUCCGAGCAUCCAUACAAGCGAAGGAGGAUGCAGGACAGCGAACGCAGUGUUGUUGAAGGGAUGACAGCCUGCGCGAACCCACCUGUGGCGGGACAUAUUGGCAGUACAACCACAAUGCAGAGUAGCUCAACCUUUUCUUAUAACACGGGCUUCAUCUCAGCAGCGACGCAAUUACAACAUGUCGACGAACAUAAGAAGAUGGACACUAUGCCAAAUCGAGGUGCAAAGCCAUCGAAAGUACGCAAGGAAGAAGCGAAAUUGAACAGCAAAUCUAGCUUCGCACAAGGGGGAGGUCAAGGCAAUCUGAUGAGCUUCUUUGGAAUGAAGGCGGGAAAGCACGGGAGAAGCACACCAUCCGAUCAACUCGCGGAAGGAACACUGGGAAACCUAGUUGCAGGCCGCAAUCAUACUUCUGGUAACGUGACAGUCACAGGUCCCACAGCCACUACGAAUCAGGUCUUGGUCGGCCGUUUGGGCCCAACAUCAAGGACACCCAACUUACCGUUACCUGAAGCAUUAGCAACUCACCGACUGCAACCCCUCUCGAAUACAAAUCGACCGCGCCCUCUCAUCCACGAAGAAGAGCCUCUAAGGAAGAAACCCUAUGUCUUCCUGUCUAGCUCACCACCGCACAUUGAAGAGCUCGUGGAAGCAGCAGAAAAUCAAUGUGAACACCAAUCGCCCCCCAAAAUGAUAAGCAGGGUGGAAGACAGCGAGGUAGCACCCCGGCACACCGAUAUUGUGCCCUCCAGGACGUUUCACACCACGAGCAUUGCGCGACUACAGACAGAGGUGGCGCCAAGAAAGACUCUAGGAGUACGCAGAAGCAUGAAUGGAUGGUCGGCAGGCGGGAGUCAUGGCUUCUCAGUACCAAAGAUGAAUGGAUCGAAGCGCUAG
Letharia columbiana is the source of this 3129-nucleotide messenger RNA. RefSeq lists its product as uncharacterized. Gene Ontology annotation, biological process: recombinational repair. Gene Ontology annotation, cellular component: nucleus. Bases 1 to 3129 code for a protein of 1042 amino acids. NCBI's taxonomy places the organism in Eukaryota, Fungi, Ascomycota, Lecanoromycetes, Lecanorales, Parmeliaceae. The transcript has a single exon. The record is from RefSeq and is a predicted model, not a curated record. Gene Ontology annotation, molecular function: 3'-5' DNA helicase activity; DNA binding; ATP binding.